GGCCCACCUCUAUUCUUUUACCCGUUCCUCUCUCUCUCGUCUCUCUCCUCUCGGUCUUCCUUUCCCGGCUGCGACGAUUGGGCGAGCGGCGGCGCGAUUCGCCAAGGUGUUCCUCGCCGGGCCCUUUGCCGGUGACGAGUACCCACCAGGGGUACUUGUGCCUACCCUUUCUGAAUGGCGGACCUAACCGACAUAGGCUGCUGUAGUUGCUUUAGCUUUUUAAGGAAGCCCAGAGCGUCUGUUCCUCAACCUCGGGAUGCUGAUGGCACAUUUUCUGAAGAAUUGCUGAAACGUCAAUCGGCUGAAGAUCCUGAUGAAAGCUUCUAUACUGGAGAUGAUCCUGAUCUAAGCUUAUACAACGGGGAUAAUCUUGAUGGAAGCUUCUUCAAUGGAGAUGAUCCUGAUAGAUGCUUGUAUGAUGAAGACGGUAAUGACUAUCUUGAUGGAAGUGACGAUGGACCUCCAAGGAAGAGUUCUGAAGAUAUCAUACAGUCAAGAGCUCAAAAUGGCUUUGCAUGUAGAGAGAUCCCAGUUAAGGAGACAAAUAAAGUAUUUCGUUCAGAGGAUGAAAAUGGUAAUAAGAUGGUUAAUCAAUAUGUUCACUUGGGAAAGAUUGGUUCUGGAAGCUAUGGCAAAGUGGUUCUAUACAGAAACGUGGAAGAUGGAAAACUAUAUGCAGUGAAGGUUUUGAAUAAGCCUUACAUGAUGAAAGUACGUGUUGUACGAUCAGAAACUGCAAUGACAGAUGUUCUUCGGGAGGUAUCCAUAAUGAAAAUGUUGAAUCAUCCCAAUAUUGUAAAUCUUGUUGAAGUGAUUAAUGACCCAAACAUAGAUAAAUUCUACAUGGUUCUUGAGUAUGUUGAAGGAAAAAUGGUUUGUGAUAAUGGUUUAGAAGAAGCUACUGCAAGAAAUUAUUUGCGAGACAUAAUAUAUGGUCUUAUGUAUCUUCACUCUCAUAACGUUAUUCAUGGUGAUAUCAAACCAGACAAUCUCUUGGUUACAAGUUCUGGCAAUGUGAAGAUAGGAGAUUUCAGUGUUAGCCAGGUUUUUGAGGAUGACGAUGAUAUGCUUUGGAGAUCUCCCGGUACACCUGUUUUCACCGCUCCGGAGUGCUGUCAAGGUUCAGCCUACCAUGGCAGGGCAUCCGAUACGUGGGCAGUCGGCGUAACUUUAUAUUGCAUGAUGUCUGGGCACUAUCCAUUUCUUGGAGAUACAUUGCAGGAAACUUACGAUAAGAUUGCCAAUGAUCCUGUGCAAAUACCUGGCGACAUGAACCCCCAACUUGCUGAUUUGAUCCAAAGGCUUCUCUGCAAAGAUCCCGGGGAUCGUAUCACCUUGCAGGCUGCGGCGGAGCAUCCUUGGGUUGUUGGGGACAAGGGCCCAAUGCCUGAAUACAUCUGCAGGUGUGGCUUUGGCCGCAGAGAGAGGAAUGAUUUUCGGGAAUAACUACAAGAACAAGGCAUCACCGGAUGGUCUAGUGUAGAUAACUGAUGAAGUGUGGCAAAGUAAAACUAGUGAGAUGACUGACGAUGCGUUUCUCUGUUUAUGUGUGCUUCCUUCUUCUGACUGAGCUGUCAGGCGCUCGGCUGAAUAUCUUUCUUUAUUUUAUGGUACAUGGUAGAGUGCAACCCUGCACGAGUAAAAUCGCCACCUGUUGUCAAAGUUUUUUUUUGCGCUGUAGCUAUAGGAUAGACAUUGUCACAAGCAAGAUCGUGGUCUGCCACUGAGAUUGAAAAUGAUAUAGUAUCAAAGAGUUUCUUCCUGAACGUUGUGCUUA
Panicum hallii is the source of this 1777-nucleotide messenger RNA. RefSeq names its product serine/threonine-protein kinase GRIK1-like. Lineage: Eukaryota; Viridiplantae; Streptophyta; Magnoliopsida; Poales; Poaceae. Gene Ontology annotation, molecular function: protein serine/threonine kinase activity; ATP binding. The transcript is spliced from 12 exons. Bases 175 to 1446 code for a protein of 423 amino acids. Gene Ontology annotation, biological process: intracellular signal transduction; protein phosphorylation. The record is from RefSeq and is a predicted model, not a curated record. Gene Ontology annotation, cellular component: cytoplasm.